Messenger RNA from Monosiga brevicollis MX1, 1559 nucleotides. RefSeq lists its product as uncharacterized. The transcript is spliced from 15 exons. Gene Ontology annotation, cellular component: nucleus; cytoplasm. Gene Ontology annotation, biological process: tRNA methylation. The annotation marks the transcript as partial. NCBI's taxonomy places the organism in Eukaryota, Choanoflagellata, Craspedida, Salpingoecidae. The record is from RefSeq and is a predicted model, not a curated record. Gene Ontology annotation, molecular function: tRNA binding; tRNA (cytidine-N5)-methyltransferase activity.
CCCGUGGUAUCCCGACGGCAUGGCCUACCACCUGACGACCUCGCGCCAGUUUAUCCGCAAACAUGCGGGUCUUUCCCAGCUCCAUGAUGCUUUGGUCAUGCAAAGUGAACAGGGUAAUAUCAGUCGCCAAGAAGCCGUUUCGAUGAUCCCGCCGCUCCUUCUCGAUGUCAAGCCCAAUCAGCGUGUUCUGGACAUGUGUGCCGCCCCGGGCUCCAAGACUGCCCAGAUCAUUGAAGGCGUGUCUGCCACCGACGAGACCGUUCCUCGUGGUCUUGUCGUGGCCAAUGACGCCGAUUCCAAGCGCUGCUACAUGCUGGUGCACCAAAGCAAGCGUCUCCAGUCGCCCGUUUUCAUGGUGGUGAAUCAAGAUGCCAGCAUCUUUCCGGCCCUCUUCCUGGACUCCAAGGGUGGAAACAGUCGUCGUCGCAAGUUGAAGUUUGACCGCGUCUUGGCCGACGUGCCUUGCUCUGGUGAUGGUACCAUGCGCAAGAACCCCGGCAUUUGGCGCAAGUGGAACCCCUUUGAUGCCACUGGUCUGCAUCCCUUGCAGUACCGCAUCCUGCGUCGUGGCAUCCAGCUUCUUGAAGAUGGUGGUUUGAUCGUGUACUCAACCUGCUCGCUCAACCCAAUUGAGAACGAGGCUGUUGUGGCAGAGGCACUUCGCCAACACGAAGGCCUGGUGGAGCUCGUGGAUGUCUCGGAUCAACUUCCGGGCUUGGUGCGCGAUCCAGGCAUGACUUCAUGGAAGUUGAUGGAUAGGGAUUGCAACUGGUAUUCUUCCACAAGUGAGAUGCGCCCGGAUUUGCGCAAGCGUUUUCCCGACAGCAUGAACCCUCCUACCGCUGAAGAAGCUGCCAAGUUCCACCUUGAACGCUGCCUGCGUCUCCUGCCGCACGCCCAGGACACGGGUGGCUUUUUUGUGGCCGUGCUGCGCAAGAAGGGCGCUGCCUCCGAGGAGGGUUCAUCCACUGCUCGUGGCUCGCCGACCCCCGAUGCCGAAGAGAAUGCCAGUUCUUCGGAACCCGCCAAGGGCCAACGUCCUUACUCAGAGGAGCCCUAUUGUUUCCUGGAUCAAGACGCUGAACGCGAGAGCAUGAUGGCAAAUAUCCGCGAAUUCUACGGUCUGGCUGACGACUUCCCGUGGCAUCUGGUCAUGCUGCGAGGUCAGACGAGUGGCAAGAACCGCCAUCUCUAUGUCGUGUCUGAGGUCACGCGCCACCUCAUUGAGCACAAUGAGGAUCGUGGCAUCCGGAUCGUGAACACUGGUGUCAAGGUGAUGACACGCACGGACUCGUCCAGCAACACAUGCCCCUAUCGCCUCUGCCAAAGCGGCCUGUCCACGCUGCUGCCGUUUGUGACCAAGCGUGUUUUUGAGGCCACGGCUGAGGAUCUGUUUGCCAUCCUGCGCGAUGAUGCGCCAUCCAUCUUCAAGCUGUCUCCCAAGCUGAUGCAGAACUUUGGUGACUGCGCGGAUGGAGCUGUGGCUUUGGUUUUGCGCGCUGGAGAGCUCAACAUGCGUGGACAGCCGUCAGCCUGCGAUGUCGUGUUGGCUGCCUGGC